AUGGAGCCGCCACCGCUGGGCGCGACUUCGCUAUCCAAGAUGGCGAACCUGAGCGGAAGCUACAGCAAUCUGUACCGGGAAUCCGCCAGUGGGAAGCUGUCUCUGGCCACGACGCCGGCCGACGGCGACAAGUCGAUGCAAAACGUCGACGAGAUUAUGAUGGUGUCCAGCAUAAGUGGGCACGAGAACUGGCAGUUCCGCCGGCAAGGGAACGUCAGCUGGCCAAACCCGGCACAGUGCUUCCAGUGGAAGCAAUUUCACCACCAGCAGCAGCAACAGCAGCUGCCUAGCAGUAAUAGCGUAGGUAAGAGUAAUUUUAGUGCGGUGGCCGCGGUUGACGAGCUCAAUGCUUCCUUCAUCACGAGCGACCUCGACCUGGAUCUGGACGAUCCCGUGAUGUCGAGUUCGUUCGCCAGCAACAGCGCAAAGUCCACGGCGCAAUCGGUGGCGGCGGCGGCCUCCAACAACCUGCUGGACUCCGUUGUCGUGCCCCCUACGAUCGCCCAUUUGCCACCCCUCAAGAGCUCCCAGCCAAUCACGGCCAUCGAGAUGAAGAACGUGAUCAAAACGUUGGACCCUAACGUGAUCAUUCAGUCUUCACCGACUACGACGACGACGACGACAAACGGCACCAGUAGUAAUAGCAACAACGGUACCACAAACAACUCCUUCCUGACCGGUUCCAGCCGGUUGCGACUGCUGCAGGAAUCGACCAUGAUCGACACCGCGCUCGACCUGGACAGCCUGGACGGGUCGAUCGGCAACAACUCACAGUCCUGUUUGGUAAAAACAGCCAUAGUGUGAGAAGAGAAAUUAUCAUCAUCACUAGCUAGCUAGCGUGUGUUCGUGCGUGCGUGCGUGUUUGUGUCAAAACGGUGUCUAUUAGCAUUAUUACAAGUGAAACAACAUUACCUUAGCCCCCGCCCCGAGUAAUUGCUUACCCCCCAAUAAGAGAAAAGAGAAUAAGCAAAACGUCUCCUAACCAGAAACAAAAAGAAGAAAACUUAGCAAACACGUGAUAGCACAAUGGCACUCUAACUAAAUGAUAGAGCAGAGGCGACUAUUUUAUAUUAAUGUAGAAAAAAAAAUUGUUUUUUAAAGCAACCGGAACAGCGAAAAAUGGACAAAGUGAGUGAGACUCAGAAUAGUGUUUUUUGUUGAUUGUGUUCUAUAUUGGUUCAAGCAUUUUUCAUUUUUUUUUUCUCGUUCAUUACACAAGUGAGUUGUACAGAAUGAAAAAGAGCGAUUGUUAACGAGAGAGCAUGUUGUUUAAAUCUAUAAAGAAGAAGAAAAAGAUGUGUAAGACAUUUGAGACGCGCUGCUGAAAUGGGCAUAAAAAAGUUUAGUUUUCAUCAU
Molecule: messenger RNA, 1356 nt
Organism: Culex quinquefasciatus (southern house mosquito)
Lineage: Eukaryota; Metazoa; Arthropoda; Insecta; Diptera; Culicidae
Exons: 2
Coding region: 1-804 (267 amino acids)
Source: RefSeq, a predicted model, not a curated record